UUAAUUGUUAUCGAAGCAGUUGCAAUUAGUUUGUUCUUCGACAAAAUCAACAGGUUUCAAAGCAAACAAGUUGAAGAAGUGAAAAUGACUCUCUCGAUUGAUGAAGUAUUUCAAGAAAUUGGUGAAUUUCAUAAGUUCCAAUGGUUGAUGCUCACCAUUAUUGGUUACACCGUUUUUGCAACUGCUACAUUUCCUGUGAUGAUUGUUACAUUCAUCACUGCAGAACCAAAUUGGCAAUGUGUGAAAGGAUAUAACAGUUCAAUCUGUAAUUUUAACGAAUCUAUUGGUUUGACCAGUAAAUAUUAUAAAGACAGAUGUGACAUGCCAAGAGAGGCAUGGACAUAUGUAGAAGGCUUUACAUCUACUGUAACAGAGUACGAUCUAGUUUGUGAUAAGUCCAUACUUCAGUCAGUCGCUCAAUCGUGUUACUGGAUUGGAAUGCUACUAGGUUUGCUGUUUGGUGGCUAUCUCUCUGAUAGAUUUGGUCGAAAAAAAAUAUUUACAGCUGGAGUAAUUGCCAUAACAAUUGUCACAUGGAUCAUGAUUUUCCCAAAAUCGUUUGUCGUCUUUAUUGUAUGUCGCAUUAUCAUUGGUGUUGGCUUAGGUUUUCGAAAUGCAACAACUAUCGUUCUUCUCACUGAAUUUACCACACAGAAACAUCGUGCAAAGAUUGGAGCUAGUUCAGCUUUGUUCUGGGCAGCUGGAUUGUUGGUACUUCCGUUGAUUGGAUAUUUUGUUCCUGAAUGGAGAUAUUUUCUCUUGGUGACAGCCUGCUUUGCUGUACCUUGUUUGUUCAUGAGCUAUUUUAUCCUCGAAAGCGUCCGUUGGUUACAACUUCAAGGCAAAGAUGACAUUGCAAGGAAGGAAUUAGAAAAAGUUGCCCGCAUAAAUAGGAAAGAAAUGCCAAAAGAUAUGAUUAAGGAGUUUAAAGAGACUUUCGAAAGUGGAAAUUUUAAGCAUCUCUUUUACAGUUUAAGGGUUGCAAAAGUAACGUUGAUUAGCUGGAAUAUGUGGUUUGCUACAUCUUUAGUUUACUACGGAGUUUCGUAUGGUUCCGUGGAUCUUGGUGGAAACAGAUAUCUUAAUUUUGCAUUGUCAAGCAUUGUCGAGCUACCGUCUAAUGUCUUGUCCAUUAUCUCGGCUAACAGAUUCGGUCGGAAAAAAACUGUAAUUGUUGGUCUUCUGCUUGCUUUUGUUGCUUCGAUAAUCUCUGUAUUAAUUCCAGGAAAUCGUUCAGAUGACGGUUAUACAGCUACAAGGAUCAUUAUGUCAGUUCUUGCAAAGUUUUUCAUAAACAUGUCAUUUUCUGGAAUUUAUAUUUGGAGUACAGAACUCUUUCCGACUUUCAUAAGAGGUAUGGGUGUAAGUACAUCAUCAGCUGCAGCAAGACUUGGUUCAUUUUCAGCAAGCUAUAUCGUUUGGCUGAUUCGUGUUCAUCCCAUGCUGCCAUAUGGUAUUAUGGGUAUGAUUUGUCUCCAAGCAGCUAUUACAGCAAUGUUUCUUCCCGAGACAAAAGGAAAACCAACAUUAGAAACGCUCGAUGACAUGGUACAAAGGGCUUCAUCUACGGCUGUGAAGUUCACUGUCACGGAUGAAUUAGUGAUUGCAAACAAAGCAACAGAUUGCAGCAUCGAAUAAAUUUACCGACAUGAUAAAUUUUAGUUUUAUUACUUAGAGCAGUAGUAUUGAUGAU
Molecule: messenger RNA, 1693 nt
Organism: Xenia sp. Carnegie-2017
Lineage: Eukaryota; Metazoa; Cnidaria; Anthozoa; Malacalcyonacea; Xeniidae
Product: solute carrier family 22 member 15-like
Exons: 10
Coding region: 85-1638 (517 amino acids)
Biological process (GO): transmembrane transport
Cellular component (GO): membrane
Molecular function (GO): transmembrane transporter activity
Source: RefSeq, a predicted model, not a curated record